CAGCAGCAGCAGGAGCAGGAGGAGCAGGACAUCCUGUUGGCAUCAGCAGCGACACACCUGCUGCAGGUGUUUCAGUGAACCCAGCUGUCAGCAGACGACUUCCUUUGCCCCUCUGCGCAGGCUCAGAACGUGACGUCAGAGCGUGUGUGUCUCUUUAAAUCUUUACCCGCCCCCCCUCCUCGGUGUGCGUGUCAGUGACCGGUGUGUUCUCCUCAUGGCGGCCGCUCAGGACUCGUUCUACCUGGGCUUCGACUUCAGCACGCAGCAGCUGAAGGUGGUGGCGAUUGAUGGAGACCUGAACGUGGUCCAUCAGAACCACGUCCUGUUUGACUCGGAGCUGCCUGAGUUCAGGACUCAGGGGGGGGUCCAGCUCCACGCCGACAGACUGACCGUCACCUCUCCUGUUCUGAUGUGGGUCAAGGCUCUGGACCUGCUGUUGGACAAGAUGAGGAGGGCGGAGUUUGACUUCUCCAGAGUCAGAGCGCUGUCAGGCAGCGGCCAGCAACAUGGCAGCGUGUACUGGAGAAGAGGAGCGUCUGAGACUCUGAACCAGCUCGACCCGGACCAGAGUCUGUACCAGCAGCUGCAGGGCAGCUUCUCGGUGUCGGACUCUCCGGUGUGGAUGGACUCCAGCAGCAGUCAGCAGUGUCAGGACCUGCAGGCAGCAGCAGGAGGAGCUCUGAGACUGGCAGAGAUCACCGGAUCCAGAGCCUACGAGCGUUUCACAGGAAACCAGAUCGCCAAACUGCGGCAGAACCGGCCGGAGGAGUUCCAGGACACUGAGAGGAUCUCACUGGUCAGCAGUUUUGCGGCGUCUCUCUUCCUCGGCGGUUACGCUGCCAUCGACUACAGCGACGGUUCGGGGAUGAAUCUGCUGGACAUCAGGAGCAGAACCUGGUCUGAGAUCUGCCUGGAAGCCACCGCUCCACAUCUGGACCGACUGCUGGGAGCUCCACUGCCCCCCACAUCCGUCCUGGGUCCUGUCUCCUCCUACUUUGUGCGUCGAUGUGGUUUCUCUGAGAGCUGCAGAGUGGUGGCUUUCACUGGAGACAACCCAGCGUCUCUGGCAGGAAUGAGGCUGCAGCAGGGAGACAUCGCUGUGAGUCUGGGGACCAGUGAUACAGUCUUCCUGUGGAUCCAGCAGCCUCGCCCGGCUCUGGAGGGUCACGUCUUCUGUAACCCUGUCGACUGGCAGGAGUACAUGGCUCUGCUGUGCUUUAAGAACGGCUCUCUGACCAGGGAACGUGUCAGGAACGAGUGCACCGGAGGAUCAUGGGAAGUUUUCUCGGCCGCUCUGAGGGAAACGCCGCUCGGAAACAACGGAAACAUCGGCUUUUAUUUUGACACCAUGGAGAUCACUCCUCCUGCAGUGGGAGUUCAUCGCUUCGACCCGGACGACACCGAGGUGUCCUCAGUCAGUCCUCAGGUGGAGGUCCGGGCUCUGGUGGAGGGUCAGUUUCUGUCCAGGAGGCUCCAUGCUGAGAGGCUGGGAUACUCCAUCAUUCCAGGAACCAGAGUGCUGGCCACAGGAGGAGCUUCAUCUAAUAAAGAGAUUCUGCAGGUUCUGUCUGAUGUGUUCAACGCUCCGGUCUACACCAUCGAUCUGUCCAACUCCACCUGUCUGGGAUCAGCCUACAGAGCUCUGCACGGCCUGGUUGCAGAAUCUGGAGUUUCCUUCUUUGACGUGGUGAAGAAAGCACCUGAACCACGACUUGUCGCCACACCACAUCCUACAGCACAGGAGGUGUACAACCACAUGUUGAAGCGAUACGCCCGAUUGGAGGACAGAGUCCUGCAGAAGAGCAGCACCUGAACCUGAGCCGCCACAACCAAUCAGAGCUGUCGAUGGAAAUCAGACGAGGUUUAGAGGAAGUAAAUUCUGAGAGAAUCGUCUUUAUCUGAGGUUCAGUUCUAAUGAAUCAGAGCUGAUGGUGACAAUAACUGACUGACAGUUUAAAACAGUGAUCGCACUAACAUGGAUGUAAAGAACCUGAGAAGUGGAUCAUGUUAGAUAAUGUUAAAUGGUAUUUUAAUGUAGAAUUGUUUUAAUAAAGUAAAUCAUCAAAUGAAAA
This is a messenger RNA of Lates calcarifer (barramundi perch), 2072 nucleotides long. RefSeq names its product xylulokinase homolog (H. influenzae) (gene xylb). Lineage: Eukaryota; Metazoa; Chordata; Actinopteri; Centropomidae. Gene Ontology annotation, cellular component: cytosol. The transcript is spliced from 20 exons. Bases 215 to 1813 code for a protein of 532 amino acids. Gene Ontology annotation, biological process: xylulose metabolic process; D-xylose metabolic process. The record is from RefSeq and is a predicted model, not a curated record. Gene Ontology annotation, molecular function: D-xylulokinase activity.